Messenger RNA from Esox lucius (northern pike), 3862 nucleotides. Its product is annotated as F-box only protein 40. The transcript is spliced from 9 exons. Gene Ontology annotation, molecular function: zinc ion binding; ubiquitin protein ligase activity; protein binding. The record is from RefSeq and is a predicted model, not a curated record. NCBI's taxonomy places the organism in Eukaryota, Metazoa, Chordata, Actinopteri, Esociformes, Esocidae. Bases 101 to 2401 code for a protein of 766 amino acids. Gene Ontology annotation, cellular component: cytoplasm.
CAGAAAGGACAGACACCAAGUACAACCAGUGUAGAGUACAAGGGGACAUGUUUUCCUCCUUCAGGGAUUUUAUUUGAGCAACUUUAAACAGAAUUAUUUGAUGAUGAGACGUCAUAUCCAGUCCUCUCGUCCCCCGCGCCAUGUUGGUCACCGCCACUGCGACAGCUGUUUCAGCCGGCGCUGCAAGGCCCCCGUGGAGAUCUCCGUGUCCUGCGCGCUCAUCCCCUGCAGUCUGAUGUGUGGAGCCCUGUUCCACAUGUGCAAACAGGAGGAGCACGCACUGCUCUGCCCCAAUGAGAAGGUGCCGUGCCUCAACGCCGACUUCGGCUGCCCGCUAAACAUGCCUCGUUCCCGGCAGGCUGCUCACCUGCAGGACUGUCCGGCAAGCGUGGUGUGCUGCACCAUGGAUUGGAUUCGCUGGCCGGCCGACGAGGCCUACGCAAACACGCACCCUGAUGUCCACGCACCUGUGCACACCCUGCAUGAGAACCUGCUGAAGGAGGAGAAGGAAAAAGAACAGCUGGAUCUGGCCAUGGCCCUGAAUGACCAAAGACAACUGUACGCCCGAUUGAAAAUGAAGACCCUCUACCCAGAGAUGACCAUAAAGGAGGAAGGGGAGGAGGAGGAAGAGGCGGUGAAGAAAAAGCCGAAGAAAGAGGACUGGGCCACGGUGCGUCUAGGAGCUGUUACCCAGAAUGCUGCGGAUGAAGAGACGUCAAAUCAUAUCCAAUCUGAUGCCCCAGAAACGGCGGUGACAGACCUUUCAGAUUAUUCUCUGGAGGAAGAGGAGGAGGAAGAUGCGGGAGAGGUGGAAUCGGCUGGAGCCAUAAACCUUGAAAGAUACAACCGAUAUGAGAGGAUGUUUAGCAUGGAUAGAAGAGCCUGUGAACUGGCCCCUAAAAUGGUGGCCAAGGGUAGAGAGGGGAUGGAGUGGAGCCAGUGGAUGGAGAUGGAGAAGCAGUCGUGUAUAGAGAAGAAGGAGAGGAGAGAGGCACUGGAAAGGGAAAAGGGAACUGGGCCAAAGGAGGAUCCCAGUGUUUCAAGGGGUGCUCAGGCCAAAUAUACUCCGGAAGAGAGCACUCCCACGGGAAUGGCCCCAUGGCAAGCUGGUGUCCUGGAGCGCAUGGCCAAGGAGGCCACACCCCAAGAGUAUAACAUGUACCUGGUGCACCACGGACGCAUGCUACUCUCCUUCGGCCAGAUAGAUGCCUGCACGCCCCGGGAGAGAGACUUUGUCUACGGAAACAUAGAGCCCAUACCAGUUCAGUCACUGCACUCAUUCAAGGUUCCUGACAGCUUCCGUGAGAAGCACCGCAGUGUCCACUACUAUGACGCCUCACUCCGUGCUGAGAGUACCUGGGCCUGUGUAGACACAUCUGACCUGGGGGCUGGAACAGAGAGCUGGUGGACAGACGAGACUGAGAGCACUCUUUUGGGCUAUGCAGAGAGAGAAGUCAUGGGGCAUCAGAUCAGUGAGACGUGUGGACAGGAUGGACUGUAUGUGGACAUGGGGAUGCAGACCUACUCUUUCAAGACAGCCCCAUUCCAACGAGACACGACAUUAGCAGACCUGACGAAAGACAAGCCUCUGAAGCUCCGCCUCCAGCUGCAAGCGGACAGCACAUCCAGCCGCCACAACAAGGCUUGCUCUGCCUUCACCUUCCUCUGUGGACACUACUUCCAACGCAGGGAAUUCCCCAAACACUUCAGGAACGUGCACACAGACAUUCAGACGUGUGUCAACGGCUGGUUUGAGCAGAGGUGUCCACUGGCCUACCUGGGCUGCACCUAUAGCCAGAGAAGAUUACAGCCCUUUAGACAACCUGCCACUGUCACAUACAACCAAGAACUGAGCAUCUUCAACCUCCGACCCAACCUACCAGCCACUCUAGAGGAGGCACCAAACCCCCCAAAAGCCUUUAAGUCCCAGCCUGUCCCAAAACUCAGUAGGCGAAAGUCAAAAGGCGGAGGGGACGGGAAUUCUCUGAGUGCUCUGCCCUAUGAGGUGUUGUGCCAUGUAGCCAGGUUCUUGGACAGCUUCUCUCUGUCUCAACUGGCCCUGGUUUCCCACCUCAUGAGGGAUGUGUGUUCCUCUCUGCUGCAUGAGAGGGGGAUGGUUACCCUCUUCUGGGAGAAGAAAUGUUAUUCAAAAGGCGUAGCCAAGUGGAAAUCCAAAGCGGUGUGGCAGUUCAGUCAUCUGUUCUCGACAGUGGAUUCAUGGCGUUUUAUAGAUGAUGUACCGUCCAUGUCGGAGCACCUGAAGACGUGUCCCUACUACCAAACCUGCGUGCCGCCAAAGCCAAUGGCCCUGCCAAGCAUGAGUCAAGUACAGGGCAGAAAACAAAAGAAGGACAACCAGCAGAGACAGAGCCUGGUUGCUCAGUUCAUGGUCAACAGAUAAGGGAAAAUAUAAAGUAUGCUGAUGUUACCUGUAAGUCUUCCCUCACCAGCCUCCUUUACUGACGGUCCACCCUUGGAGCACAAACAGAACAAAUUAAACAGUUUGUCCUAAAACGCAAUCUAUUUCUCCCUGAAAUUUUGAGAAAUUGAGAUUAAUUGAAAAAGCAUAUUGUGAAGGAGAGCUGUAAUGUUUUUUUUCACUUCAUCAUGAAUUUGGUGUGUUUAAUUAAAUUCCUUCAAAAUGCAAUAAAUUGUGUUGAAUUGAAUUACAGUAAGUUGGGAUGAAUUUAACAGAGACACAUAAUCAAACUAUUAUGCUAAGCAAUACACUGUAUAAUUCUCACUCUGAUUUAUAUGUAAUACUACUAGGUUUCACACAGUCAAACAUAUUAAACUGUACAAACUGAACUACUGUGAGGUUAAUAUUUGAAAAUGUGUUUUAACAAAAUGCAUUAGUACAGUAAUAUGAGAUCUCUAAGUAAAAUAUUUAAUUCCAUGAUUUUUGUCCUUAGCUAAUGAUCUUAUCCAGAGCGACUUACAGUGCAUUUGACUAAUGAAUGCUACAGUAGUAAAAACACAUCACAUUCUAAUAUUGAGUAGACAAACAUUCCACAUCACCUAAAUUAUGAAUUUUAUGGGCAAAAAGAUAAGUAAAGCACACCUAAAGUAAAUGUUUACUAGGUUUAUGACUGACAGCAACAAAACUUCAUAUGCACGUUCUUUCUCUAAACAUGGCACUUGACCUUAAAUCCUCCAAGGAAACUUAGCUAGUAAAAUAAGGGUAUGAAGUAAACAAAUAAAACAAACAAUGGGCAAUACUUUUUAAGAAGUAUCAACACAAUUAUGUUGUUGUAAAAAUGUUUAAGUAAUUUUAGCCUGAAGUUCUGAACGUUACAUUCAAGAGCCUAUGUGGGAUGUCGAAAGUACUACGCCACUAUGUGCAGAUAGCCUACUAUAACCCCACUCUUUCUACAAACCUCACUGGCAGGAAUUCAAUUUGCAGUUCUCAAAAUAGCACCACAGUUGCUAUUAAAUGAUGGUGUUUUCGCCAUCUGGUAAAUUCUGUAAGUGAAUGAGGUAUUAGGUAGACCUAGUUGCUAAUGUUCUAGAGAGUGUCUUUAAAGUAAGUGUUUAUUAUUCAAAACCUAUACAUUUCAAAUAGAUAACCUAUGUAAUUCUGGGUGAUCCUGCUCUGAACCUAAUAUGCACUGCUGCUCAUUGUGGACUGGUGACAAAUAUAGCCUCUUCAAAAUGUAUUCCUCCAUCUUGACUUACAGCAAAUGUAUAACUUGUAUUUUAUAGAUAAUUACCAAAGUUUAUGACUGGUGGAUGAUACCUUGUAAUUGUAAAGGAGCUUCCAUUGUCCUAUCAAAUCUGUACAUUAUGUACACUGUACCCUGAACAUACAGUAUAGUUGAUUGGUCUUGAAUGUUCUUCUCAAUAAAAGUCUUAUACCUUCAAA